AUGCAUCAAAACAUGGAACCUAGUUCUACUACAAAUAAAAAAUCUAUUCAUUUAGAAUUUGAUCUUGGAAAUUUAUCAGCUUUUAAUAUCAACUCACUUGAUACAUAUUCUUUAAAAAACAAUAAAGAAGAAUAUAUUAUGUCAUUUUCAAGGGAUAGUAUACAAAUUCUUGUAAAUAGAAUUUUUUCAUUACCAAAAAUUAUUACUCUUAAUGGUUCCUUUAUUGAAUUACCAGAACCAAUCAUAUCAUUACCUAGAGAAAAACCUAUACCAAAACCAAGACCUGAAACAAAAUGGGAAAAAUUUGCUAAAGCUAAAGGAAUUAAGUCUAAAAGUAAAAUAGACGGAAAAAUGACAUAUGAUAAAAAUAAAAAAAAAUGGGUUCCUAAAUGGGGUUAUAAAGGAAAAAACAAAAAUCUUAAGAAUCAAUGGCUUAUUGAAAUUAACAACAACAACAAUAAUAGGGAUUUUGAUCAGAGAAUUUUAACAAAAUCAUUAAGAAAAGAACGUAUUAAACGAAAUAAAAACCAAAAUAUAAUAAAUUCUAAUUCCAAAAAAAAAACAAAUCGAAAUUAA
Pneumocystis murina B123 is the source of this 576-nucleotide messenger RNA. RefSeq lists its product as hypothetical. NCBI's taxonomy places the organism in Eukaryota, Fungi, Ascomycota, Pneumocystomycetes, Pneumocystales, Pneumocystaceae. The record is from RefSeq and is a predicted model, not a curated record. Gene Ontology annotation, molecular function: protein binding. Gene Ontology annotation, cellular component: nucleus; nucleolus; preribosome, large subunit precursor. Gene Ontology annotation, biological process: ribosomal large subunit biogenesis; ribosome biogenesis; endonucleolytic cleavage in ITS1 to separate SSU-rRNA from 5.8S rRNA and LSU-rRNA from tricistronic rRNA transcript (SSU-rRNA, 5.8S rRNA, LSU-rRNA). The transcript has 3 exons. Bases 1 to 576 code for a protein of 191 amino acids.